CCGGCAGCGAGGCCCGGCUGGUGGCUCCGCUCCGCUCCGCUGCGGGAGACGUUUCUCUGCUCGCCAUGGCCGCCUCCGCGGGGCGCAGGGUCCCCCUGGCGCUGGGGCUGACCGGGCUGGCGUUCGCCCUCUGCGGCCUCGUCCUGCUCUUCGUCCUGCCCAGCAUAGUCCGGGACCAGGUCAUCAAGAACGUGAGGAUCGAUCCCAAUAGCAUUGCCUUCAGUAUGUGGAAAGACAUUCCUGUUCCUUUUUACCUGUCAGCCUACUUCUUUGAGGUGAUGAAUCCAAAAGAGAUUCGUCUGGGAGCCAAGCCUGUGGUGAAUCAGCGUGGGCCUUAUGUUUACAGAGAAUACAGGUAUAAAACCAAUAUAACUUUCCAUGACAAUGGUACAGUUUCCUUCCUGGAAUACCGGAGAUUUUACUUCUGUCCAGACCUCUCUGAUGGGAUGGAAGAGGAUUACAUUGUUGUGCCAAACAUCCUUGUGAUGGGCGCAGCCAUUAUGAUGGAGAAGCUACCUCACUUUUUGAAGGUGGUAAUAAGUGGCGCACUGGCUGGCUUGGGACAGGACGCUUUUAUGAACCGAACCGUGGGAGAGAUCAUGUGGGGCUACGAUGACCCGCUUAUAGACGUGCUGAACAGUUUUGUGCCUGGUUUGAUCCCUUUCAAGGGGAAGUUUGGCUUAUUUUUGAAUUUUAACAACUCGAAUACAGGACUGUUCACUGUGUAUACUGGGGCCACAGACAUCAAUCAAAUCCACAUAGUGGAUACAUGGAAUGGAUUAAAAAAGGUGAAUUACUGGCGCUCCAAUGAGUGUAACAUGAUCAAUGGGACUUCUGGAGAGAUGUGGCCUCCUUUCAUGACCCCUUCCUCCUCGCUAGAGUUUUAUAGUCCUGAUGCCUGUCGAUCCAUGAAGCUAGUGUACGAGCAGUCUGGAGUAUUUAAAGGGGUGCCGACCUAUCGAUUUGUGGCUCCGAAGACUUUAUUUGCCAAUGGAACAGAUUAUCCACCAAAUGAAGGCUUCUGCCCCUGCAGGGAAUCUGGAAUCCAGAAUGUCAGCACUUGUAGAAUGAAUGCACCAGUGUUCAUAUCCCACCCGCACUUCUACAAUGCUGACCCUGUCUUGGUGGAAGCGGUCGAUGGAUUACAUCCCAAUAAGGAGCAGCAUGGGCUCUUCCUUGACGUUCAUCCGGUCACAGGAAUUCCAAUGAACUGCUCAAUCAAGCUGCAACUGAGUCUGUAUAUAAAGAAGGUCUCUGGCAUAAGUCAAACAGGACAGAUUGAGCCGGUUGUCUUGCCUCUACUUUGGUUUGCAGAGAGCGGAGCCAUUGAAGGUUCAGUCUUAAAGCAGUUCUACACCAACCUGGUACUGAUCCCAUCUGUGCUGGAGUACGUGCAAUAUAUCUGCAUCGGUCUAGGUGUCGCUUUGAUUGUUGCUGCCAUUGUACUGGAGGUAAAGAGACAGAGAAACACCAGAGAGACGAGCCUGCAAGAGCCAGACCCACAGACUGAACCCCCUUGGUCUUCAGAAACAACACCACUCCUUCAAGACGCUAGUAAAACAAACCAGAAUGACGACGCUGAAGCCUGAAGUGCCAAUCUCUUACAGGAGGGUGAUUCCCACUGGUGCCUGACUGUGCUUAGGGAUCAGACUCACUCUGGGUCCAUUGGUAGGAUCCUAGAAAGGAGAUGCAGAGUUGGAUAAAAUAACUGAUUCUGAACUCUCUUGAGAGGCACAAAAUCAUCUCCGAGGCUAUUGAACUGUAUUGCCACAGCUCUUGCGUCCUGCACCAAGACACGAGAUGAGGAUAAAACCACUUCAGUCCUAGCAUUUGAAAUACAAAAUAUUCAACAUUUGUUGGCCUGGGGCUGGCAUGGGCUGAGACCUCUCACCUGCUACUUCCAGCCUGGUAGGGAUGAAGAAUACCUGCUGGCUAAUCCCCUGAAGUCCUUUCCUCGCCCACAUAGUGUCUUUCCACUUAGAAGACGAGAAUCCUAAAAGAAAUAGGCACUUUAAAGCAAACAAGGUUUACCUGUGGUGUAGCAGUAACUGGUUUAUUUACAAAAAUGUCUAUUUAACAACCUGUGCUGCUCAGGCUUAUGGAGAGGUGCUUACUAAAUAAAUCUACACUGGCUGAAGCUCACGUCCAUUCAGGAGGCUAACACUAAUCUGAGAACUGGAUGGGAUGGAUUCAUUUGCUCAAGUUCACUGAAUGGAAAUGAGUUCUCAUGUGCCCCACAUCUUAAGAGACGUAUGCUGCCAACGUGUUUAAUAUACUAGUAUUAGGCUAGGCAGCCAUGUGCAGGUGUAAGAGUCAAGGUUGUGAUUGCUGUUCUGGAGGGGUGGUGCUCUAGACUGAAGGCUCGCUCAUCACUACUUUAAAGCAUAGUGGGUUUUUCCAAAAUGAGCAACUUGGUUCAUCUGGCUAGUUGGUUCCAAGUGCCAUUGUUUAGACACGCGGCAGUGGCUCUCAUUUGAUUUCUGCCAAAGAAAUAUUGUUUAGCUCCCUGGCUAUCCCACCUGCACUUCUGUGGUACACUCAUGCAGAAGCCACUGACUCUUUUUUUUAACUUUACAAGUCUUUAGUUUUUUCCCUGGAUUUCAAAUUAAUCGAAGCUCUUCUAUCUACCCAGAGCCAACCAGGUGCAUUGCCUUGUUCCACACAUGACCUCAG
Molecule: messenger RNA, 2673 nt
Organism: Mauremys mutica (yellowpond turtle)
Lineage: Eukaryota; Metazoa; Chordata; Testudines; Geoemydidae
Gene: SCARB1
Product: scavenger receptor class B member 1
Exons: 12
Coding region: 66-1589 (507 amino acids)
Biological process (GO): cholesterol efflux; cholesterol import; plasma lipoprotein particle clearance
Cellular component (GO): caveola; cytoplasm
Molecular function (GO): low-density lipoprotein particle binding; lipid binding; scavenger receptor activity
Source: RefSeq, a predicted model, not a curated record